AUGCCCCUACGGGACUUGGAUUCCGAAGUAGAGAAUAUCGAAAAACUCUUCUUACUGGGCCUCAGUCAGCCGGCACAAGAAAGAGAUGGCUUGAAGGAACUGGAAGCUAACUUCAAGGAAAGCCGAAGACAGGCGACCUACAGGCUACUUUCUCUUGCGCCUAAAGAGAUCAGCGACUAUUACCAGCAACUGAUUCAGCGCACCCAACCGGGGCCUCAUGACUUCCACUCUUCCCCAUACCCUCAAAUGCCAACGGACAAGAUUGUCGAUUACACAGAGAGCUACAGGCUUCGAUAUAACUCAGCACGGAACUUCAUCAAGUUCAAUGAAGAUCUUGGUCGAUGGAAAACCUUGAGUACCCAGAACCAACCAGACCCAUUUGGCUUGUUCCAAGAGGUCGUUGGUGCCGCAUUUGCCCUCAAGUCUUCCCAAGGGCUGCGCCCUUCUAUUCAAGAAAUUUAUGAUCGAGGUCCGGAUCUGGAUGCAUCCGAAAACACAAUAGACAAUUUAUUUGGGGCUAGCGAGGAUCAUCAAGCUCCAGACCAGCACGACUCUGGCAUUAGCAUGGGCACUUCUGUUGAAGACAGCAUGUACUAUCAGAUGCCAGAUGAGGGCGCCGACAAUCCCUAG
Fusarium odoratissimum NRRL 54006 is the source of this 630-nucleotide messenger RNA. RefSeq lists its product as uncharacterized. The transcript is spliced from 3 exons. The record is from RefSeq and is a predicted model, not a curated record. The coding region runs from base 1 to 630 and encodes 209 amino acids. NCBI's taxonomy places the organism in Eukaryota, Fungi, Ascomycota, Sordariomycetes, Hypocreales, Nectriaceae.